UUUUGUGAUUUUAUUUGUGAAUUGUCGCAAGUUAAUUAAGAAAGAAGAAGAAUAAAGGGGCUCCGCCCAUAUAAUUUAGAGAUUUUUACACCUCAUGUCAAAAUUGACAUCUUUUUUACAUUUUUAUCAAUACACGGUUUUUUAAACUUUUUUAACUUUUACAUUUUUCAAUUUUACUUUUAUAAAAGUUUCAUAAUUACAAUUUUACCUUUUCCCUUCUUCCUUACACACGUACACGCACGCCACCUCAUAACUCCUUUCUUAUUUUUUUUUUUUGAAUUUUUCAUUUAUCUGAUUCUUCCACUCUUCAAACCGAGCUUCCCACGAUCACCAUUAUCAAGCCCUAACCCAUUUCUUCUUCCCACGAUCACCUUCUCCAAGCCCUCACCCACGAUCACGCCAACCUACAUUGUCAUCCUCCACUAUAUUUUUUCUAUAUAAAUGGCAACCACUAGAAGUGGUUCGAAAUCACCAUCUCCGGCGAAGAAACUUUCUAAAAAAUCGAAGAAGCCUCCAACUGUUACUUCCAAAGUCGAACCUAAGAUGGGGUUAAAAAAAAUUGCUAAAAAUUUAGUGGGUGAUGUUCCAGAGACAUCGGGCACUAAGAAAAGAGCCCUUCCAGUUAAGCCCGAUGCUCAUAAGACUAAGAGAGCAAAAAUUUCCAAGUCUGCACGCGAUGUUUCCUCAGAUUCUGAUUUUGAGGAUGAAGUGCAUGCUGAGGACCAAAAGCCUAAAGUUGAAUCGAAGGUCCAUGCUAGGACCUCAGUGAAGGUUGAAGGAUUUGACUUACCAAAGAAAAAUCCCGCUAAGGAAUGGGAUUAUAUUUAUGACCAGAAGAAUCUAUUCAUUGCGAAAGCCUAUUCGACUGCUACUUUCCAGGUGAUAGAGAACAUUAAGUCUUGUCUUUCAGAUGUACAGCUUGAAAUGUUUUCCAAAACCUGUUUUGGACAUUUCCUUAACCUUCCUGACUUUAAAGUUCAACCCCAAGUGUUUCAUGGGUUGUUGCUCCGGGAGGUUCAGCAACCUAAUGAUGCUGAGUUGUGGGUAAUGAUACGCGGUGUUAGGCUUAGGUUUAGCAUUGAGGAGUUUGCUUUGAUUACUGGGUUAGACUGUGAAGGUGACUGUAGUGUUUUAGAUUUUAAGCGUGACGUUAAUAGUCUUUGUGAAAAAUAUUGGCCAACUUCGUCCUCUAUCACUAAGGAAUCUGUUAGGGAAUGUUUUACCACCAAGAGGUGGGGUGAUUCUGAUGAGGAUGCUGUGAAGUUGGCAGUUUUGUAUUUUGUGGAGUGGUUCUUGCUUAGUGGCACUAAGCAUAAAAAUGUACCGAAGUCUAUUUUAGAUGUUGUAGAUAGUGGGAGGUACAAUGAAUUUGCUUGGGGCCGGAGUUCUUUUGAAUUGACUAUUUCCUCAUUGAAGGGUAAGCUUGAUAGUUGGGUUGAGGGGGUUAGGAAGGCAAGGAGUUCGGGAAAGAGGCCGAGUGUUUUUUACACUUUGAUUGGUUGUCCUCAUGUUCUUCAAAUUUGGUUCUACGAGUGUUGUAAGUACAUGAAAGGUAAGUACUGCCAAAAGGAAAACUCUCGUAUUCCAAGGAUCACUCAGUGGACAUGCAAUAGUCAGCCUACUUUCAAAGUUUUGAAGACUACUAUUUUUUAUGUUUCCAAAGAUAAGCUGCAACUUUCAAAUAUGAGGCCCACGGCUGGUGAGUUCAAAGCUUUGAAACUGAGCAGUUUCAAGUUUGACACUGACUACAACUCUUACAAGAGUCUUCCUGUUCCCGAAGAGCCAACUGUUACUCAGAGUGACAUUUCUGUCAAGCUUGAUGCUUUUUCUGAGAAAUUUCAUGGGUUGGAGGUCAAGAUCGAUUUGUUGCAUACUUCCCAACAGAAGAUUUCAUCUGAAUUGGUUGAGUUGAAAGAGUUUGUGUCUGCACAGUUUGUUUCUUUUGGUGCUCAGAUGGCUUCAAUGCAGACACAGUUUUCUACUGUUUUUGCCGAUUCCUAUGCCAAGGACAAAGGCAGUGACUCUACCAAUGAUGAUGAUGGAAGUGGUGAUGAAGCAGAUUUUGAUUUAAAUGAAUCUGAAGAAACUGAUGAAAAUGAAGAAGAGAAUGUUAUGGGUGAUGAAGAAGGGGAGGGUAGUGAAGGUGAAGAGAAGGAUGGUCAAGCUGAUGAAGAUUCUGACUCAAAAGAAAAAAAUGAUAAGGGCAGUGAUGAUAAAUCCACUGAUAGUGAGGAGAAGGUAGAUAAGUAGACAAUGUAACUAGGUUUUAGUUACUUUGUGUGGUUUACUUUGUUGUAAGUCCGUUUUAGGUUGUGGUCUUGUAAUUCUAUGUUCUUGUUAUGUUUUUUUUUUUUUUAAGAAAUUUGCAACUAUUUUUCAGACUAUUUAUUUGUAUUUAUUAUGUUAUUUAUAUGGCUGUGUUUAUAGAUUAUGUUGUUCGCAAUUUAUUGUUGGUCUUCUUAUUUUACUUGUUGUUUUUAUU
Molecule: messenger RNA, 2482 nt
Organism: Cannabis sativa
Lineage: Eukaryota; Viridiplantae; Streptophyta; Magnoliopsida; Rosales; Cannabaceae
Exons: 6
Coding region: 442-2250 (602 amino acids)
Source: RefSeq, a predicted model, not a curated record